Messenger RNA from Cuscuta epithymum, 2329 nucleotides. Lineage: Eukaryota; Viridiplantae; Streptophyta; Magnoliopsida; Solanales; Convolvulaceae. The record is from the annotation of a GenBank genome assembly.
CAACCAUCCACCGCUAACAGUUCGACACGUUGCAUAAGCAGAAACCGAAUUCCGGCCCCCAAACUUCUGCGGCCAUUUCCCUCCCCAUUAUAUCUUCUUCUUUCAUAAAAAGCAAAAUUAACGAAUGUGAGCUGAAAUUCAUAAUCUACUGUGCAGCUCUCCUUCUCCUACUGUUGUUUUCCCUCUAAGAGUUUUCACUGAGAUCUUGAUCAACUAUGCUCUCCGCUGUUUAUCUGUUUAGAGUGUUAGCCUGCGUUACAACUGGAUUAGUGGUGUUGGAGCAUUGUUGAACUGAUAUCAUUGAAGAGAGUGUGUGUUACCCCAAAGUAAUAACAUUUUACUUGGCAAAAUGUCCCAUGUUGGACAUGUUUCUGCUGUUAGCUUGAGCCCACAAGGUAAGACAGCUACCCUUUCGAACUUUCAAAUAUCAUUUGGAGCCAGCUAUUCGAUGGGCUCUAAGUUGAGGUUUCCAGCUAGCAGUAAUGGUGGUAUGACCCGAUUAGGCAGGGAGUUUCGCCCUUUGAAGGUAGUCUGCGUGGACUGCCCAAGGCCGGAGCUUGAGAAUGGAGUUAACUAUGUUGAAGCUGCUUACUUGUCCUCAUCAUUUCGUUCUGCUUCACGCCCAAGCAAACCAUUAGAAGUUGUUAUUGCUGGUGCAGGGUUGGCUGGGUUAUGUACUGCAAAAUAUUUAGCAGAUGCUGGUCAUAAACCAAUACUAUUGGAAGCACGAGAUGUGCUGGGUGGUAAGGUAGCUGCAUGGAAAGACGACGAUGGGGACUGGUAUGAGACUGGCUUGCACAUAUUCUUUGGGGCCUACCCAAAUAUGCAGAACCUGUUUGGAGAACUAGGUAUCAAUGACCGUUUGCAGUGGAAGGAACAUUCUAUGAUAUUUGCGAUGCCCAGCAAACCAGGACAGUUCAGCCGGUUUGAUUUCCCUGAAGCUUUACCGGCUCCACUUAAUGGGCUGUGGGCCAUCCUAAAGAACAAUGAAAUGCUUAGCUGGCCAGAGAAAGUGAAGUUUGCUAUUGGUCUAUUGCCAGCAAUGCUUGGAGGACAGUCUUAUGUUGAAGCUCAAGAUGGGAUAUCCGUUAAGGACUGGAUGAGAAAGCAAGGGAUACCAGAAAGGGUCAGUGAUGAAGUGUUCAUUGCCAUGUCAAAGGCUCUGAAUUUCAUUAAUCCUGAUGAGCUGUCCAUGCAGUGCAUAUUGAUUGCUUUAAACAGAUUUCUUCAGGAGAAACAUGGUUCAAAGAUGGCAUUUUUAGAUGGAAAUCCACCAGAAAGACUUUGCUUGCCGAUUGUUGAACAUAUUGAGUCACAAGGUGGACAUGUUCGUCUUAAUUCACGUGUAAAUAAGAUUCAGCUGAAUGAAGAUGGGAGUGUCAACAGUUUUCUUCUAAAUAAUGGAGCUGUUAUUCAUGGAGAUGCUUUUGUGUUUGCUACGCCAGUUGAUGUCCUGAAGCUUCUUUUGCCCGAGGACUGGAAAGAGAUCCCAUAUUUCAAAAAGCUGGCAAAAUUAGUUGGGGUUCCUGUAAUAAAUGUGCAUAUAUGGUUUGAUAGAAAACUGAGGAACACAUAUGAUCAUCUCCUAUUUAGCAGAAGUUCACUUCUCAGUGUGUAUGCUGACAUGUCGGUAACAUGUAAGGAAUACUAUGAUCCCAAUAAGUCUAUGUUGGAAUUGGUGUUUGCACCGGCAGAAGAAUGGAUCUCGCGAAGUGACACCGAAAUUAUAGACGCGACAAUGCAAGAACUAGCAAAGUUGUUUCCUGAUGAGAUUUCAGCUGAUCAGAGCAAAGCAAAAAUAGUGAAGUACCAUAUUGUUAAAACUCCGAGGUCAGUGUACAAGACAGUGCCAGGAUGUGAGCCAUGUCGUCCUUUGCAGAAGUCGCCUAUUGAGGGGUUCUACUUGGCCGGAGACUAUACGAAACAGAAGUAUUUGGCUUCCAUGGAAGGUGCCGUUCUAUCAGGAAAGCUAUGUGCACAAGCAAUUUUAAAGGAUUAUGAAUCACUUCUUGCUCGAAGGCUGGCCGUGGCAACAAGCUCAAACAUCAACUGAAACUGACACUCGAAUCACCAGUUGGGAUGAAUCAAGUGAUAUUGAUGGUUUGUAUACAGAAACCUAUAUGUUGAGUGGAAAGAAAAUGCGACUAGUAAACCUGAUAAAAUGAUAGGAUAGAAACACAUGCCAUGUUUGGCUGUUGUAUAACUUCAUUCUGUAACUUUACUCGUGUAGAUGCACUUAACAUCAAUAUAGCAACUAUUUUGUGAAACAAAGAAGGCCUGGUUUUUGAAUAUUUGCAAAACUCUAAAAAACGAUUUCUCAUAAUCAUCA